This is a messenger RNA of Meloidogyne enterolobii, 214 nucleotides long. The record is from the annotation of a GenBank genome assembly. Lineage: Eukaryota; Metazoa; Nematoda; Chromadorea; Rhabditida; Meloidogynidae.
UGGUGCGCCUGGAGUUGUUGUUGGAAAUCUAUGCAUCAAUAAAGCUAUGAAUAUGGCUAGUAACUAUGGAUAUGGAAUUGUUACAGUUGAGAACUGUAAAGAUAUUGGCACUGCACAAUUUUACACAGAUAUUUUGGCCACGAAUGGAAUGACAGUUAGUGAAUUUGCUAUUAUCUUUUAUUUUUCUAAUUUGUAUAGUUUUUUAAAUAAGUGA